Molecule: messenger RNA, 402 nt
Organism: Ilex paraguariensis (yerba mate)
Lineage: Eukaryota; Viridiplantae; Streptophyta; Magnoliopsida; Aquifoliales; Aquifoliaceae
Source: the annotation of a GenBank genome assembly
AUGUUCAAAGACGGUGAGGACAAACAACCGGUGAUAUCAGAGAAGGUAGAAAGCACAAAUUUGUUGAAAUCUGAAGAACAUGCUGAGAACAAAAAAGUGGAUAAAGUUGGAGAUAUGGAGCCACUAAUACAGUUUGAAGUUGACAGUAAUGUGAGCUGGGAGGCUCUUUUAGAAGCUUCCAUAAGUCCAUCAUCCAUGGCUCCUAGAAACAACUUGUUCCCCCGGUACCCUAACGUCCAUGGAUAUGGAAAUUAUUCAGCAGAUGGACCCAAAGAUGAGGUGAAUCAAUGGCAGAUGCAAAUAUAUAAUCCCUAUACCCUGCACCCUUUUUAUCAGCAGUACAACAUGCCCCAUUACUAUGGAUCAGUCCCUAGUAACCCUACUUACCCAUGGGGUCUUUGA